Trematosphaeria pertusa is the source of this 1768-nucleotide messenger RNA. RefSeq names its product allantoate permease. Gene Ontology annotation, molecular function: sulfate transmembrane transporter activity. The coding region runs from base 1 to 1629 and encodes 542 amino acids. The transcript has 7 exons. The record is from RefSeq and is a predicted model, not a curated record. Lineage: Eukaryota; Fungi; Ascomycota; Dothideomycetes; Pleosporales; Trematosphaeriaceae. Gene Ontology annotation, cellular component: membrane. Gene Ontology annotation, biological process: transmembrane transport.
AUGGCCGAAGAGAAAGAAAAAGGCGUCGAAUCCGGCAUCCUCACCGGCGCUUCCCCGACCCCGAGCACCUUCAACGCCGAAGCCAUCGAGCUAUCUUCCCGCCAGUAUGGUUCCUGCGAACCGCACGUCUUCUCCGACCCCAUCCGCUGCCAGCACUGGCAGGAGGUCUAUGAGAACGCGAAGUACGAAGGCAGACACAGGUUCGACCCGACGUUGACCUGGUCUCCUCAGAGUGAAUGCCGUCUUAAAAGGAAGUUGGACUUGCGCAUCAUGCUCUGGGUCUGGGUCAUGUUCUCGAGCUUGGAUCUCGUGAGGCGCAAUAUCAAUCGCGCCGUGUCCGAUAACAUGCUUGAUGACAUCGGCGUCAACACGAAUGACUACAACACUGGCCAAACCAUCUAUCUGGUCUGCUUCCUCGCCGCCGAGCUCCCCGGCGGUCUCAUCAGCAAGAAAGUUGGCCCGUACCGCUACACGCCCUUCAUGAUCACGCUCUGGGGCGCCUUGUGUGCUGCACAAUCGGCCAUCAAUGGGCGGGCCAGCUUCUGGACCCUCCGCGCUCUCCUUGGAUUCAUUCAAGGCGGCUUCAUUCCAGAGAUGGUGCUCUACCUGUCCUACUUCUACAAGAGCAACGAGCUACCCAUGAGACUGAGUAUCUUCUGGACCGCUAUUCCACUGACGCAAGCCUACGGCGCACUGCUGGCGGCGGGACUCUUGGCGAUGCGAGGGCUACGAGGAUGGGGCGGCUGGCAGUGGCUCUUCCUCAUCGAAGGCGUGAUAUGUAUAGUUGUCGGCCUCAUCUCCUUCUUCGUGAUGCCCGCCUCCGUCACCGAACCCGCACUCGCGUUCAAACGCGCAGACGGCACCAACAAAUGGUGGACCGAAGAAGAAGAAAAGAUCCUCGUGAACCGCAUUCUACGCGACGACCCUACAAAGGGCGACAUGAACAACCGCGAAGCCGUCAGCAUCAAGGGAAUUAUUUCCGCCAUCACGAACAUAGAUCUGUGGCCCGUAUACCUCUUAGGCAUCACCGCCUACAUCCCCUUCCAACCCACCGCGAACUACAUGUCGCUCAUCCUGCGGCAAAUGGGCUACUCCGUCUUCGAAGCCAACAUGCUCGCCAUCCCGGGCUACAUGCUCUUCGCCACCAACACCGUGUUCUGGGCCUGGGUGUCCGAGAAGCUGAACGAGCGCUCCCUCGUCGCCUCCGUCAGCAACGUCUGGAUGCUGCCCUUCUUCAUCGUGCUGAUCUGCAUCCCCAGCGACGCGAGUCCCUGGGUGCGCUACGCAAUGCUGACAGGCGUGAACGGGAUCCCGUACACGCAUUCGAUCCUCGUGGGCAUGACGUCGAAGAACGCGAAGAAUGUGGGGACCAGGACGGUUAGUGCGGCCGUGUAUAAUAUGUGCUAUCAGGUGGGCAGUAUUAUCGCGGUGAAUGUGUACCGCGAGGGCGAUAAGCCGUACUACUACACAGGCAACCGCGCUCUCGCGGGUCUCUGCGCGGCUAACAUCCUGCUCUUCGCCGGUAUGAAGUUCUUCUAUAUCUGGCGCAAUAAGGUUAAAGGGAGGAAGCUGGCCAUGCUUCCCGCUGAGGUGACGAAGCAGAUGGUCGACGCUCGCUUUGCGCACUAAACAAGUUGCUUGCACGAAGGUAAGUAGGUACGUCAGUACUAUGAUUUUGGGAGGUUGUUUGAAGCCACCAGUGUGCCAUUACACAAGUUUCGAAAUUUGUUUUCUAUGAGUGUUUGCGUCAGAGGACGUGGGUAGUGUC